Fonsecaea multimorphosa CBS 102226 is the source of this 993-nucleotide messenger RNA. RefSeq lists its product as uncharacterized. The transcript has a single exon. Lineage: Eukaryota; Fungi; Ascomycota; Eurotiomycetes; Chaetothyriales; Herpotrichiellaceae. Gene Ontology annotation, molecular function: carbon-sulfur lyase activity. The record is from RefSeq and is a predicted model, not a curated record. Bases 1 to 993 code for a protein of 330 amino acids.
AUGCCAAAUGAAUGCAUUAUGUGCCAUUGCAACGUAUGCCGAUACACCACAGGGUCCCUAGGCGUAUCUUAUCUGGCGCUUAGCGGCCCGCCCAGUGAGAAAUCACUCACUUCCACUACUGCAUACAAGUCUUCUGAGAAAUACACCCGGUAUUUCUGCCAGAAAUGCGGAUGUAAUGUCUUUGUUCGAUCUGAAAGGGACGGGAGGUGGUUGGCUUGUCCCGGCAUCCUGGAGAGAAGCGAGGAUGACAAGGACGAAUCGAGUCAGAUGAAAUGUCCAAACAACAUCACAAAGGUCAUUUGCCACUGGUACCUCGACGAUGCGAAGGACGGUGGCAUCGCGCCAUUCCUCACCAAAUUAAGCGGGCGAGAUGUUCCAUGCUAUAGGACCGAGCCAGACGCGGAGGAUGAAGAUCGCUUGGAGGAGAGCGAUCUUCUACGACUUCAGAUGACAUCUCUUGCUCAACAGCCCUCAGCGCUUGAGAGAGGUCAAAUGCUGGAAGUCUCUUGCCACUGCGGAGAGUGUCAACUCCUGAUCGCACCACCGGCAUACACUGCGACCAGCGAAGGAUGGUACGUGCCUAAGACGGACCGCAGCAAAUAUUACGCUCGCUUCUGCUGUUGUCGGUCUUGCCGCCUGACAUUAGGCUUCACACUGCAGCCGUGGGCUUACAUUCCCCCCUCCCAGUUUUUCACUCUGGAGAAGGAGCCUGUCGUUUUCGGACCUAAAACCAAAGAGACGGUUCAAAUCGACAAACUCAAACACUAUCAGUCCUCAGAAUUUGUGAUACGGAGUUUCUGCUCCGUCUGCGGGGCAACAGUCUUCUACCAGAGUUUCGAAAGGCCAUAUAUUAUUGAUUUGAGCGUUGGUGUUGUGAGGUCGAAGAUGGGGAAUGCGAUGGCGGGGGAAUGGCUUGAGUGGGACAGGGAGAUUGUGAGUAAAAGGGCCGAGGCUGUGGAUGAGGAAUUGGUAGAAGCGUGGUUAAAGAAAUGA